GUUUCUUUUACAAGUCAAGAUGGCAACAAUGGUCGGUGCUGUUUUAUUAUUUCUCGUGGCUUUUAUGUCUGUUUCCAGUUUUGCCAAUAAGGUAGAUGAAGAGGAAAGUUGUAGACGAUAUGCUGGUGGCCAAGUUUAUCCAGAAAAAACAACGAUUUCAGAGCAUGCAGUUCACUGGAGCAAAGCCCAAAUCUCCAAGCCAGCACCACAUUGGGAAGGAACAGCUGUAGUAAAUGGAGAGUUUAAAGACCUGAAGAUAACAGAUUUUAAAGGGAAAUAUCUUGUGUUCUUUUUCUAUCCUCUUGACUUUACUUUUGUUUGUCCAACGGAGAUCAUUGCCUUCAGUGACAGAAUUGAAGAGUUCCGUGCAAUUAACACAGAAGUGGUUGGCUGCUCGGUAGAUUCAGUUUUUACUCAUUUAGCUUGGAUCAACACCCCAAGGAAAGAAGGUGGUCUAGGAAGGCUCAAGUAUCCCCUGUUAUCAGACUUAAAUCACCAGAUUGCUAAAGAUUAUGGAGUACUUCUUGAAAAUGAAGGGCAUACCUUAAGAGGUCUAUUUAUUAUCGAUGACAAAGGUACUCUACGUCAAAUUACUAUGAAUGACCUACCGGUGGGCCGAUCAGUUGAUGAGACUCUUCGUUUAGUUCAGGCUUUUCAAUAUACUGACAAGCAUGGUGAAGUUUGUCCGGCUGGGUGGAAGCCUGGUAAAGAGACAAUUAUACCUGAUCCGACAGAAAAGAAGAAGUACUUUGCUAAACAAACUGAGGAUGAACAAGAAGAAGAAGAAGAAAAAACAAAAACAAAAACAAAACAAUAACAUUGAAAUAAAAUAUUCCAGAGUUGUCAUAAGAAAUGUAGCUGGGCUGUCGUGUCCAGACAGUGGCCUAGAAAGGCCAAAAAAAAAAAUAAAAAUCCGCAAAAUUAUUGUUUGAGUUCAAAA
Messenger RNA from Orbicella faveolata, 940 nucleotides. Its product is annotated as peroxiredoxin 2-like. NCBI's taxonomy places the organism in Eukaryota, Metazoa, Cnidaria, Anthozoa, Scleractinia, Merulinidae. Gene Ontology annotation, cellular component: cytosol; endoplasmic reticulum. The record is from RefSeq and is a predicted model, not a curated record. Gene Ontology annotation, biological process: cellular response to stress; response to oxidative stress; cell redox homeostasis. Gene Ontology annotation, molecular function: thioredoxin peroxidase activity.